This is a messenger RNA of Myotis brandtii (Brandt's bat), 1772 nucleotides long. It is a transcript of the gene PSRC1, whose product is annotated as proline/serine-rich coiled-coil 1. Gene Ontology annotation, molecular function: microtubule binding. Gene Ontology annotation, biological process: mitotic metaphase chromosome alignment. NCBI's taxonomy places the organism in Eukaryota, Metazoa, Chordata, Mammalia, Chiroptera, Vespertilionidae. Gene Ontology annotation, cellular component: microtubule cytoskeleton; spindle pole; spindle microtubule. The transcript has 8 exons. The record is from RefSeq and is a predicted model, not a curated record. Bases 176 to 1204 code for a protein of 342 amino acids.
GAACCCGCAGGACUGUGGGUGGGAGGAAUAUGGGCGCGUAGAGCGCCCCCAACGCGGAGAGGCGGGCUCGCAGGGGGGCGGGAGGGCCAUCUGCGGAGGGCGAUAAGGGUGUAGGGGGAGCUCUCCGCACCGUCCCCGGAGGUCCAGGCUGAGUGCUGCUCCUGCGGGCUGGAACAUGGGCGAUUUGCAGGAAGAUGUAAAGUUUAUAGUGGAUGAGACCUUGGACUUCGGAGGGCUGUCACCAUCGGACAGUCGUGAGGAGGAAGACAUACCAGUGUUGGCAACUCCAGAGAAACCCCUUCGGCGGGGCCUCUCCCACCGGGGCGACCUCAAUGCAGUGGCCCCCACCCCCCAGGGCGUGAGGUUCAGCUUAGGCCGCCUCAGCCCAGCGAAGAUGGAGGAGGUCCUCGAUGAGGCCAACAGGCUGGCGGCGCAGCUGGAGCAGUGCGCCCUGCAGGAGCGCGAGAGGGCAGGCGAGAGCCCGGGGCCGCGCAGGGUGAAGCCCAGCCCUCGGAGGGAGACCUUUGUGCUGAAGGACAGUCCUGUCCGAGACCUGCUGCCCACUGUGAGCUCUUCCGCUCGGAGCACCCCCUCUCCAAGCAGCCUGACACCCCGACUCCGGGGCAGCGAUAGGAAGGGGUCCGUCAGGGCUCUUCGGGCAGCAUCUGGAAAGAAGCCCUCCAGCGUGAAGAGGGAGUCGCCCACUUGCAAUCUGUUCCCCACAUCCAAAAGCCCAGCAUCUUCUCCUCUUGCCCGAUCAACUCCUCCAACCCGAUCAACUCCUCCAGCCCGAUCAACUCCUCCAGCCCGAUCAACUCCUCCAACCCGGGGGAAAGCUGGGCCCAGUGGGAGAGCAACAGCAAGCCCGCCAGUCCCCGUCAGACCGGUCUUGGCCCCACAGCCUUCUACCAGCAACUGUCAGCGCCUGUCUCGGCCACAGGGAGCAGCUGCUAAACCUUCCAGUCGACUACCUGUCCCCUCAGCCAUCCCCAAGCCUGUCAGCCGAGUGCCACUCAGCAGCCGGACUGUACCACCCAGCAGAGGUGCCCUAGCUUCAGAUUCAGUGUCAACUCGGAAAGGACUUCCAAGACCAGGUGCUUCAGGGCACAGAGUUCCUGUUUCCCAGCGACCAAAUCUUCCUGGUGCCACUCGCAGCCAUCUGCAGCCCCCCCGGAAAGCUGCAGCCCCAGGACCUACCAGGUAAAGAGAUCAAGACAGCAAGCAAGAAUUCAGUAACCAACCACGACAGUCCCUGCCUGGACUCGCCUCCUCUCCGGCCUCCCAAGCCCUCGAAUUGGAGGCAGUUCCGGAUUCCUGCAGAUUCUGGCUCAGGGGCAAGAGGAAGAGAUGCCACCACGGCUGGUGCCCCAGGGAGAUGGGGUGGAUUAGGGUGGAGCUGGAGGGGAUUCAGACUCUCCAGAUUGGAAUAUUAGGGAAAUGAAGUCACCUCCCGGCAGUGAAAUGAACAUACAGAUGGGAAGUGCAGGAGAGUGGGUUGUCCUCAUCCACCCCCAGUCUGUGUUCAUCCCCAGGCCGAGGGUCACUGGGCAUGAACAUGGGAAUGGCCUCUGUCGCUGACCUCCCUGCUCUCCCAGGAGCAGUCCCCCUGAAUCACAUCCCCUACUGGACUUCGGCCUGUUUGGCGAAGCAGAGACAGGCACCUGGCCUCCGGAACUUGCUUCCUGUGAAUUCUGUGAAUCGUAACAGGCCAGUUUAUGAUAAACUGACUCCUUUGGUCUAUACUUUUCUAAAAUAAAGUGAGCGUAUUUUUA